GUUGCUAUGCAAAGCCCAAUAUUAGCAGGAUUACACCCUCACAGCAUAAAGAGAAGAGCAAACCAUACAUAUGGGAUCUGGACUGAACCAGUUUUCCAGGAGGGAAGGCACCCAGAACACCUCAGGUUCGUUGAUAGUGAAGGUGUGAGCAGAUGUAAAGCAGUAUUCCACAAGUUGAUAGAGAAGGGCCAGCUGCUGCACCAGGGACAGAUUUUCUCUGCUACAAUUCCCUUUACUAGUUGGAUCAUGGACAAUACCCUAUGCCGCUCCCCUCUGAAGGAUCCCAGGUACAUUACUGAUCCAGAUAACAAGUGCAAGGUUGUGGAUACAAUAGACCCAGUAUCAUAUCAUUACUUUGAUUGUGGAAAUGAAAUGGCUAAAACGUGUGAUGUUCUGUUGAUUGUUGGAGACAUUGACGUCAUGUUUAAAGUGAUUAACAGGAAAACUGGGCAUGAGUCCGUGGAGUAUGUGUCCUUUUAAUAUAGAGAAUAUUGAGUUAACUAAAAAAAUAAAUGACAAUUCUUUGGAUGUAUUUUUAAAGCUAGAAAUAUAUAUCAUAGGAUUUAAUAAAGGCCCCGAAUGAAAGUAUAUUUGA
Messenger RNA from Mya arenaria, 595 nucleotides. RefSeq lists its product as uncharacterized. Bases 7 to 480 code for a protein of 157 amino acids. NCBI's taxonomy places the organism in Eukaryota, Metazoa, Mollusca, Bivalvia, Myida, Myidae. The transcript has 2 exons. The record is from RefSeq and is a predicted model, not a curated record.